Anoplophora glabripennis (Asian longhorned beetle) is the source of this 1738-nucleotide messenger RNA. Its product is annotated as facilitated trehalose transporter Tret1. The transcript has 3 exons. The record is from RefSeq and is a predicted model, not a curated record. Gene Ontology annotation, cellular component: membrane. Gene Ontology annotation, biological process: transmembrane transport. NCBI's taxonomy places the organism in Eukaryota, Metazoa, Arthropoda, Insecta, Coleoptera, Cerambycidae. The coding region runs from base 81 to 1445 and encodes 454 amino acids. Gene Ontology annotation, molecular function: transmembrane transporter activity.
CUCCGUAGAUACAGUGCGACAGAAAAAGUAUACCGGUGUGUUAGAUAAUAUUACGUCUAGUAGUUGAACGAAUUAGCGGGAUGAGAUUUGUGGGGAAGCUAAACCAUGCCAUCUUGGCUGUGUGUGCAGGCGACUUGUUAAUGCUAUUAUCUGGCUCUUCGUUUACUUGGUCCUCUCCCGUCCUUCCCAAACUCCUAAACAACACCACCAGCCCAUUCGGAAGAAGCAUAUCUCCAGACGAAGCGACAUGGAUAUCAUCACUGGUACCACUCGGUGCCGCAGUUGGACCUUUUGCCCUAGCUUACAUGGCUGACAAAUUCGGGAGGAAGAUCACCUUACUCUUCUUGGGAGUGCCUUUCUUGCUGUCACAUCUAAUAUUGGCCUUUGGCAACAUCGUGGAACUGUAUUAUGUUGCCAGGUUUACAAUUGGGCUCUCUGCUGGAGGGACUUUUACUAUAAUGCCAAACUAUGCUGGAGAAAUAGCUGAUAAGUCUAUAAGAGGUGCUCUUGGUUCCACAAUAAGUACAGCUACUUGUGCUGGUUUACUUUUGUCUUAUGCCCUGGGGCCUUACGUCAGCAUUAUGGCUUUCAAUUUGGUGCUGGCCAUGAUUUCGGUGAUUUUCCUAGUACUGUUCUUCUUUGUGGGAGUGGAAUGUCCGCAGUAUUUUAUUAUUAGGAAGGAGUAUGAUUUGGCAGAGGAUGCUUUACGGAAAAUUAGAGGUGGGUUCAAAACUGGAGAUGUUGAAAAAGAGCUGGCGGAAAUCCAGAUGACGAUAGACGAGGAACACCGCGGAUCAAUCAUCAACGUGAUCAAAUCGACGGGUUUUAUCAAAGCUUUCUUCAUGGCUACAGGACUACUGGUGUUUCAACAGUUUACUGGUAUCAACAUGGUCUUCUACUACACCCAGAUAAUUUUCCAGGAAACUGGUUCCCUUUGGUCGCCAGAAAUCUGCUCCAUAGCCAUAGGAGUUGUACAGUUCCUUAGCAGCUUAACUACACCUUUGAUUAUCGAUAGAUUGGGUAGGAAAUUCACCUUGAUGGGUUCAGCGAUUUGGAUGAUAUUAUCCGAGGUGCCUUUAGGAGUGUACAUCUACAUCAAACAACGUGGAAUUGACGUCUCAUCUAUAAGCUUCCUACCAUUGCUGACUUUAAUCGUUUUCAUAGUGGCUUACAAUUCCGGGUUUGGACCCCUGCCUUGGGUGAUGCUGGGUGAAGUGUUCCCGUCCAGAAUCAAAGUCAUUGCUUCCUCUGUAGUGUCUUGUAUCAGUUGGAGCUUGGCCUUUGUUCUUACUAAAUAUUUUGAACUAUUUAUAAGUUUCGGUCUGGCAGAAUCCUUUUGGUUCUUUGCAGGCUGCUGUUUUCUUGGACUGUUGUUCAGCAAGUUUUGUGUGGUGGAGACCAAAGGGAAGAGUCUUCAAGAGAUUCAAGAAAUUUUCAAUAGUUAAGUUUUUUUUUAUUUCAUCCACAUGGUCAUUAUAAGCGGUGUGUAAUCGAUCUCCUAAGACUUAACUGACUAAUUUAUUUUUAGAAUAAGGAAAAUAAGGACUACUUCUAUGUCUGUUUGUUGUCAGAUUUGUGCCAAUGAUGCGUUAUAUUUCCAAAAAAACUGUUUUAAACAUAUAAACCAAAGUUUAUUACUUUUGGUUCCUAAUAGAAAACAUUUACUUAAAUGUACUAUACAAAUUAUAAUUUUUAUAUUAAAACAAAUAGUUUAGUUAUAACGAUCCUAUGGUUCAAG